This is a messenger RNA of Aspergillus caelatus, 267 nucleotides long. RefSeq lists its product as uncharacterized. The record is from RefSeq and is a predicted model, not a curated record. The coding region runs from base 19 to 228 and encodes 69 amino acids. NCBI's taxonomy places the organism in Eukaryota, Fungi, Ascomycota, Eurotiomycetes, Eurotiales, Aspergillaceae. The transcript has a single exon.
GUCCUGUUGCCCUCUGUCAUGGCUCCCACCCUCAGGAUCGCUAUGAUCCAGCUCUACGUCAAGGUGAUCACUGGGCCUAUUGUGUUCCCAUACUCACCGGCCAAUCGGUCGGCCACCAGCCUCUUCGUCCUACGGAAAUCUUUGUAUGAGUUGUCAAAUUCAUUCGUAACGCCGCCGCUUAAAGGGUGUGACUUGGCAGUGCUAGCGGUACUCCAUUUGACAAACUAGAUCCCUGAUGACCCUAGAUUUGCCUCCCCCCCCCCCCCC